This is a messenger RNA of Hermetia illucens (black soldier fly), 2602 nucleotides long. RefSeq lists its product as uncharacterized. The transcript is spliced from 3 exons. The coding region runs from base 1811 to 2290 and encodes 159 amino acids. The record is from RefSeq and is a predicted model, not a curated record. NCBI's taxonomy places the organism in Eukaryota, Metazoa, Arthropoda, Insecta, Diptera, Stratiomyidae.
CAGUCAUCAAUGGCAAUUUCAGUAGAACGGGGACGCUUAAAAAGGAGUUUUUCUUUGGUCUUCCAAGAAUUUGGGAUCCUUGCGUAAACCCUGUGGAGCGUGGUUUGGUGGCCUUUGCCUUUAUCGGAUGUUGCUACCCUUAAUGCUGAGAAAUUGAACAUCUGUUAUGCCAUUAAGUUUCACUAUCCCCUUGAAUAUCGUCAUCGUUCGCUGGAAAUACAGGACAUUAGCUGCGCUAUUAAUUGCAAAUGGUGUAUGGAUUUUAAAAUUAAGCCGCCCACAACAUUGUCCGUACCUAGUGAGUAACAAGAACGUAUCCCAAGGAAGCGGGUUGAACAGGGUUCCUGCAGCAGACAAGGAGUCGAACUCUUCCGGUAGCGGGAAGGAGCAGUCAAAGCAAAUACAAAUAAAAUGGCAUUGGCGAAAGGACUUCAUUUCUACAUACUCAGUUGCUUGCCGCUUGCGAAGUCUUUCUCACGGAGGCAGCAAAAAGCUUCUAAAAGUAAAUAUUUACAUUAGCUCAGACUGGGAGUAACAACAAGUUAUGAGGAAAAAUAUAUUCAAUUCGCAUUCCAAUAUCAUUGCCCGGGCAAAAGGCCGAAGAGUGUGCACAGGAAAAACGCAAAGAAAACUCAGCGGAAAAGCGACCGAGGAAGCUUCUGAACCGACCACCGAUAGAGUAGUGGGAGCAUAGGGAAAGCUUGGAGCAGUCAUCGUUCCACACCGGCAGCAGUAAUUAGAAGCGAACCCAAGGAAAAUAAAGAAUAUCUAUCCCAACCCCUCCGGUAUUACAUGCCCACUACGGAAGCUAUACGCACAUCGCCUCGUAAGAGGGUGUAAUUACUUCAUUGAGUAGAAAAGAAAGAGUUUCUCCACCCUCCCCAGAUCACGUUGGAAGUCAUGGGCGACUUUCUCGAAAAAGCUUGGAAGCAAGAGAAAGAUUAAAAGUCGGUGAUAGCAAGCGGGAAUAGCCAGAAGACAAAUUUAUUGGCGUGUCUAGGGAACUUGUUGCUAAUUUUGGGUCUCUCUCUUAGGGAGUGAGCAUCGCCGUCGGCGGCAGUAUCGGCGGCAGAGCUACAAUAACUGCGAGGGUGUGUUAAGGUGUGAAUCGUGCGUUCGGUGAAGAGGAAGCGCAGAGUGACUCAAUUUCGAUUGUGUAUCCUCCGAGCAAAGUGAAUCGUUUAUUGAGCAAAUCAAGGGAAACGCGAUUGUCAAAGAUUUUCAGUAGAAAUUCACGUCGCGCGGAAAUUGAACCACGUUCCUUAUCUAAUAAUUAUCUGCGGACCGGACUAGUGACCUCACACCAACCAACCACCUUUUGUCAACUUCUUCUCAAAACCCUCCCCUGUGGUUGUUCGAUAUCCCAGAAAUUUCUUUUCAUUCACCUUACUUACUUACUUACUUACGACUUUACUUUAUCACCUCUAUCAACGGGAGUAGGCGAACUGUGCAAAAGUGUCAAGACAGUGCGCGCUCAUCCCCAUCCUUACGACGUAUCCUUCCCUAAGAAGUUCUUAUAAAUGCAAAGUGUUUUCCCCGAAUACCAACAGCACCCAGCAUGGAUACGUGAAUCGAAUUCUGUGACGUUGUCCGAGUGUUUAUUGUGUUGUCUGUCCAUUCGCCAUUUAUUAGUUUGGGGUGGUUCGUAACAGAUUUCUAACAAAAAUCACAAAUUCAUUCCCAUAGUCGAUACUCGAUUCGCAAAAGAGCACAACGGCACAAAACCUAAUAUAGGCGCACAGGAAGCGGAACUUGUUUUGAAUCACCAGAUUUUAUAGUCACCUUCAUACACUUCUCAAAAGGGUCCAAAAUGCAUCGUGUUUUGAGCUAUCAAACCGCCAUGAGCGCCGGUACCGGACGCGACGUUCGGGAAUAUGUUACAAAAAGGACAUGCGUGAGCUUAAUUUUGACGAUUGCAUUCUUCACACUGAUUUCAGGAUUCCUUCUUGGUAAAUUCGUAGCUGACCGUCAGUAUCACAUCAAAUAUUUCCGGGACACGGACCUGCACAUGCUGAAGGAUCUGAUCCUAGCGAGGAACACACUAGACUCAUCUGUCGAGGACAUUAUCAGACAUUCCAAUACCAGUGUCCACAACGAGCUCAACAUUGAAAUCUACUCGCAGUACACCCACUGCAUGAAGGACCCAAUCGAGUACAAGAUGCCACUCGACGUAUUCGUCGCAAGAUAUAUUAGCCAUAAAAUCUCGCAACAAGGGACAUGUUUUUUGAAACUUGGCGAAUUUGUUAGGAGUAGUUAUGACAAGGAGCGGCAACAGCAGCAGCUCCCGUAGAUUUAUAUAUGUUUGUACCUAGGUCCCGGGAACUUUUCACUAAUGAAAAAACAAUGUUAAACAAAUUGCGUAUACAUAUGUAGUGAAUUUUGUAUCAAUGUUUGUAUUUUUACAUUUAUUGUAAUGCUAGAAUGCAUGGGGGUGUGGCUGUGAGGGUGAAUGGGGUGAUAACAUUUGCGAAACACAGAAAACAUGUUAACAAACACACAACAUUAUACAAAAGGUAAAUGUUUAUAAUAAAUGUUUUCAACAAGAAGUAUAUACGUGCGGAAAAUAAAAGUACACACACAUGUUUUCGCGUAAAUAUGUAAA